GCAGAUAGAUACCUGGAGUCCAACUGAGGAGGUCUUCUAUAGUUCUGAACAUGGUGCACAGCACCUGGGAUUUAUUUAAAUGCCUCUGACAGACCUAGCUGUUCCUCAUUUGGCUUACAUUGACACAAUCAAGUGCAUGCUUCGGAGCUGCUCAGUCACUUUAUAUCUUGUAAAUCCAGUAGGUUGUUAGCUGAUGAUGUCGUGGGACUGUGGCCUCAAGUACAUGUUCUCUAUGUCCCCUGCAAUGCAGCAGGGCAGCAAGUGCAUCCUGCAUGACAAGGAGGACGUGUCCAGACUAGAACUGGUCCAGAGACUGGCGAAGGAUGGCUGCAGGUUCCUGCAAAACCACAGCAAGGGCCCAGAGAUGACAACUGAGCCCCAGAGUGACGAGGCAGUCUGCUUGUGUGUGAGGGAGAGGGGCCACGAUGCGCUCGUUCUCCGGAGAGUGUUGUCAGACCAGUCAGCGCAAUCUGCAUGGUCGAAGGGAGGAGGGAGAGAAAAGGCAAGGACCAGGAGGUACAUGGUCGUGUCAGGGACCCCCGAGAAGAUCCUGGAGCACCUGCUGAAUGACACAACGCUGGAGGACGACCGAGGGACCACCCGGGGGAAAGAAUCAGAUAUGCUUUUGGAUGAUUUUCUGCUCACAUACCCAGUGUUCAUGUCAACAAGUGAUUUAUGCCAAGCUCUUCUGGGACACUAUUGCAGCAAGCCGCACAGAGUUAAAGAAGACCCGAAAGAGGCUCUGGAAAGGAAACAGAAAGUCCUGCACCUGGUGUGGCAUUGGAUGUCUCUUUGCAAAGACGUCCUGAGAGAGGAAGAGCACGUCAAAGUCUUCCUGAAGAGUUUGUACCGUUACGUGUUUGAUGAUCUUUAUGAGCACCCGGCCCUGGAGAAGGAUGUGAUGGAGUUGCAGAAACUCUACCAGCUGAGACGUAGACACACAUUGGACCAUGACUCGCCUCACAGAAAUAGCAGAGCUCUUUUCCACCAAUUGAGCUUGAAAGAGUAUGGGCUGAGAUCCAGAAGCACACAGAGGGAGAACAAGGAAGUUCUGUGCCGUGUGUAUGUCACCAUGGACUCAUACCUAAGUGCAAAGGUCCGCUCUGAGGUGAUGGCUCAGGAGCUAUUGCAGGCAGUAGCUGAAAGGAUGGAUGUCCCUGCAUCAAAGAUGAUACUUGUGGCCAUCACUUAUCCUGGAGGUAGACUCCUGCUGCAGCCUCAGGACAAAGUUUUCUCCAAUUCGUUGCGGCCAGUAGGGAGACUACAUAUAUACAAGAAGGACCUUGGUGAAGUCAUGAACCCAUUUACAGAUAACUCAGAGAUGCAACAGAGGACGGCUCGCAUGCUGAAUUUAAACACGUGGGAUGUGGCUGUUGCACUCACCAACUUUGAUUGGACAAUUUUCAACUCGAUGCAUGAGCAGGAACUGGUCUACUUCACCUUUAGCCGCCAUGUUUGCAGUAGUCACACAAUGCCAUUAGAGCUGCUGCUCCAGCGAUGCAAUGAAGUCCAGCUGUGGGUGAUGACUGAGGUGCUGCUGUGUCCGACGCUCUGCAAAAGGGUCCAGCUCAUCAAGAAGUUCAUCAAGAUUGCUGCUCACUGUAAAGCACAGAGGAACCUCAACAACUUCUUUGCCAUCAUUAUGGGCCUGAAUGCUGCUGCUGUCAGCCGCCUCAGUCAGACAUGGGAGAAAGUUUCUGGAAAAUUUAAAAAGCUGUUUUCCGAGCUGGAGACAAUCACAGAUCCCUCUCUGAACCACAAGGCCUACAGGGACUCCUUCAAGAAGAUGAAAUCUCCCAAGAUCCCAUUUCUUCCUCUACUCUUGAAAGAUAUUACAUUCAUUCACGAAGGCAACAAAACAUUUCACGAUAAUCUGGUAAAUUUCGAGAAGUUGCACAUGAUAGCAGACAUGGCGAGGUUUGUCCGGGAGUGUCAGCAAGAUCACGUGGGAAAUGGAAUAGCUCAAAAGAGCAGCUCAGAGGUUCGAGCCUACACUGAUUGCCUUCACGUCAUCGACAAUCAGCAGACCCUGUUCGAACUGUCACACAGGCUGGAGCCUCGUGCUUAGACAGGACCUUUUCCUAUUCUUCCCACUCUGUGGAAUUGCCAAGGAUCAACCCAUCACUGUCUCAGCUCAUAGUGCUCAGGACUCGGUCAGCAAUCCUGGGAGGUCUGCACGGUUCUGACUCAAACACAAGAUGGAGUAGUUCAAUCAGGAGGCUGUCACCAGAGACCUAAACAAGCAGUGAAAGACACAGGUGAGGAAGGCCACAGAGAUUGUUUGGAUCCACAACCAUGUGACAGAUCCAUUCAGCCACACGUCAACAGAAAAGCUGCAGUACCAGCAGCUGAACUGCAGCAACAGCAGAAGCCUUGAGCGGCAGUCAUUUAUCAAUACAUCUUCAGGGGUUCAAAGCUGCUGCUGAUUCUAUUAUGACCUGCAGAUGGCAGAAGUUAGUCAGGGUAGAUGUUCUCUGACAACAGCACACUGCAAUAAAUACUUCCAGUUUUCCAGUUUAUUAAUAAUGUUGCACUUUACUUUGAAUUGCAUUAAUGUUAAUUAAACAAUGGAUCUCAUAAUCUAUCGAAAUCAAUUAAAACUUUCUAUUGAAUGUCCCUGCUAGACAGGAAUUAAGGAAAUGUCUGCAAAUUUCUCAGGAUCAACAUUUAUUUAGAAUCAAUACUAAAAUUGUCACUUCAGUUAAAGAUUGGAAAAGAAAAAUACACUGCAGCUAAUAGUCACUGGGAUCAGCGAGAGAACACAAAUAAACAAAAACUGGCAAACAUAAACAUUUUAAGUCAAGGAAGUGAAAGGUUAAACUUAUCUUAACUGAUUAAAAUGUAAACAAACAGAAACAUUUGCUUUACUUGGUCCUGGCUGGACCUCUGCAGGUGUAUGGUUCCAACAUCCUCUCUCAGCUUGGCUGACAUGGAAAUCAAAUCAGGUUCAUGUUUAGAAGUUUUAAACUGGCAAAAUAAAGAUCAUUCAUGCAAAAGACAAACAGUCAUUAAAAGAAUACUUUCCUAAGCAUAACAACUCACAUAGUUUUCAUACUGUAGAGAUCUUGAGACACUGUCUGCAUAGAAUAGGAAGUUAUUUUGAAUAGUCCUAGAGUCCAGUGAAGACUUUUAAAUUGACAUGAAGAAAAGCAGAGCUCUGGUAGUUCAAAGGUCAAUUUUGAGUUGUUUGUAUGCACUACAAUAAUUAGCAACAAUAAAAUAAAGUAUAAAACUGAAAUACAACCUUUUUAUGAGAUUUUUACAUUUUUGAUGAUUUGGCUCAAGAUCAGGACAGAAAGAAAGUCCCUUAGGCAUACUUUGUGUUUGCCAGCUCACUCUCUCAGUCAUGAAACGUAGUUCCAGGAGGAAAACUGUCCAGUCUACACACAACAUGAAGAUGUCUUGAGAUAAUAAAUGUUAUGACAAGGAUUGUUAAAUAUUUGAAUAUUCCAACUGCAUAUUUUUUAAGUGCAUUAUUUCCUUACUAUUAUUUCCAAGUGCUGCUUAUUAGAGGAGGCUUUACACAGUGCAUGCAGUAAUAGUAUCAAAAGCUCAAGAGUGUACAUUAUACAGUAUUUUGUUGGUUUGUCAAAGCAGAAUGUAAUGCUAAAUUGUGUGUUGAAAAUACCGGUAAUCUUUUGUAAAGCACUGGCAAAAGGACCCCCGUCCAGUUGUGUUGUUGACAAUCAAUCAAAGAAAUCAGGAAAUGGCUUUAGUUUUUGCUUUGUAAUCAUUGGUAAAACAAAAACAAAAAAAGCAUUGGAAACUCAUUUAACCUCCUUUAUCUCAGAAAACAGAAAUUAAGUCAAAAUAGGCUGAAAUUUACACAGAAAUAUAAAUCAAUAGCAAAAAUUAAAUGACAGCACUUUCUGGAUUAAAAUAGUAAAACCUAAAAAAUCGCUUUAUGUGCAAUGUGUAAUCUCACUACAGUGCAUCAGUUUAAAAUAAAUAAGGUAGGCGUGAUCAAGUGUUUCGUAGGGUGACUAAUAGAAUAUUUGCUUUUUAUAUUUUGGAUUUCCCAGCCUAUCAUCAUAUUGGAUAAACUGACUUUAUCAGUCUGUCUUCUUAUCAGCGAUUAUUUAUAUUGUAGAUACAUGUUCAAACUCUGCGUAUUGAUAUUUAUUUCAUUCUUGUUUUGUCAAUAGAUUUAACAUUUCACAUGUUUCUGUUUAAUCCUUUCUGUAUGCUUGUCUGUGACAUGUCAAACCAUGGACUAACCAUCUCUGUCAACUGUGCAUGCAAUAAAAGCUUUUCAUGCACCGCCCAAA
This is a messenger RNA of Girardinichthys multiradiatus, 4268 nucleotides long. Its product is annotated as rap guanine nucleotide exchange factor 5-like. NCBI's taxonomy places the organism in Eukaryota, Metazoa, Chordata, Actinopteri, Cyprinodontiformes, Goodeidae. The transcript is spliced from 18 exons. Gene Ontology annotation, biological process: positive regulation of GTPase activity; Ras protein signal transduction. Gene Ontology annotation, molecular function: guanyl-nucleotide exchange factor activity. Gene Ontology annotation, cellular component: plasma membrane. The record is from RefSeq and is a predicted model, not a curated record. Bases 194 to 2068 code for a protein of 624 amino acids.